AGCGUGCCGGCGCCAUGCCGGAGCCAGCUGCACGGCGAGAAGGGCAUCUCCAUCCCCGACCACGGCUUCUGCCAACCCAUCUCCAUCCCGCUCUGCACCGACAUCGCCUACAACCAGACCAUCAUGCCCAACCUGCUGGGGCACACCAACCAGGAGGACGCGGGGUUGGAGGUCCACCAGUUCUACCCCUUGGUGAAGGUCCAGUGCUCGUUGGAGCUCAAGUUCUUCCUCUGCUCCAUGUACGCGCCGGUCUGCACGGUGCUGGAGCAGGCCAUCCCGCCGUGCCGCUCCAUCUGCGAGCGGGCGCGCCAGGGCUGCGAAGCCCUCAUGAAUAAAUUCGGUUUCCAAUGGCCGGAGCGAUUACGUUGCGAGAAUUUCCCCCGGCACGGCGCCGAGCAGAUCUGUGUGGGGCAGAACCAUUCGGAGGACGGCGGUUCGCCAGCGUUGCUCACCAGCGCCACGCCGUUGGCCGGCCAGGGCACCCCGGGUGCCCCUCGUUAUGCCACCCUUGACCACCCCUUCCACUGCCCGCGGGCGCUGAAGGUGCCCAGCUACCUCAACUACAAGUUCUUGGGCGAGAAGGACUGCGCGGCGCCUUGCGAGCCCUCCCGGCCCGACGGCCACAUGUUCUUCAACGAGGACGAGAUCCGUUUUGCCCGUAUCUGGAUCCUCAUCUGGUCCGUCUUGUGUUGUGCCUCCACGUUCUUCACCGUCACCACAUACCUGGUGGACAUGCAGCGUUUCCGCUACCCCGAGCGACCCAUCAUCUUCCUCUCGGGAUGCUACACCAUGGUGUCGGUGGCCUACAUCGCCGGCUUCGUGCUGGAGGAGAGGGUGGUCUGCAACGAGCGUUUCCAGGAGGACGGCUACCGCACCGUGGUACAGGGCACCAAGAAGGAAGGUUGCACCAUCCUCUUCAUGAUGCUCUACUUCUUCAGCAUGGCCAGCUCGAUCUGGUGGGUCAUCCUCUCCCUCACCUGGUUCCUGGCCGCCGGCAUGAAGUGGGGCCACGAGGCCAUCGAGGCCAACUCCCAGUACUUCCACUUGGCCGCCUGGGCCGUGCCGGCCGUCAAGACCAUCACCAUCCUGGCCAUGGGGCAGAUCGAUGGCGACCUGCUGAGCGGCGUCUGCUUCGUGGGCCUCAACAACAUCGACCCUCUCCGGGGCUUCGUGUUGGCCCCUCUCUUCGUCUACCUCUUCAUCGGCACCUCCUUCCUUCUGGCCGGCUUCGUCUCCCUCUUCCGCAUCCGCACCAUCAUGAAACACGGCGGGACCAAAACGGAGAAGCUGGAGCGGUUGAUGGUUCGCAUCGGGGUCUUCAGCGUCCUCUACACCGUCCCGGCCACCAUCGUCAUCGCUUGCUAUUUCUACGAGCAGGCUUUCCGCGAGCACUGGGAGCGCAGCUGGAUCAGCCAGAACUGCAAGAGCUUGGCCAUCCCCUGCCCGCUCCACUUCACCCCCCGCAUGACCCCCGAUUUCACCGUCUACAUGAUCAAGUAUCUCAUGACUCUCAUCGUGGGCAUCACCUCUGGCUUUUGGAUAUGGUCGGGUAAAACCCUGCACUCGUGGAGGAAGUUCUACACGCGGCUCACCAACAGCAAGCAGGGCGAGACGACGGUGUGA
This is a messenger RNA of Leptosomus discolor (cuckoo roller), 1623 nucleotides long. RefSeq names its product frizzled class receptor 2 (gene FZD2). Gene Ontology annotation, biological process: non-canonical Wnt signaling pathway; canonical Wnt signaling pathway. Gene Ontology annotation, cellular component: plasma membrane. The record is from RefSeq and is a predicted model, not a curated record. Gene Ontology annotation, molecular function: Wnt receptor activity; Wnt-protein binding. Lineage: Eukaryota; Metazoa; Chordata; Aves; Leptosomiformes; Leptosomidae.